This is a messenger RNA of Morchella importuna, 480 nucleotides long. RefSeq lists its product as uncharacterized. Gene Ontology annotation, molecular function: structural constituent of cell wall. Gene Ontology annotation, cellular component: fungal-type cell wall. The record is from RefSeq and is a predicted model, not a curated record. Lineage: Eukaryota; Fungi; Ascomycota; Pezizomycetes; Pezizales; Morchellaceae. The coding region runs from base 1 to 480 and encodes 159 amino acids. The transcript is spliced from 3 exons.
AUGCACGCCAGCACCAUCCUCGCAUUUUUCCUCCUGGCCUUCACAGCCACGGCUUCCCCUCUCCUGUCACCACCCGCAAAAGCUGCGCCGGCUCCCGCAGUCACUGCCUCUGGUAAUGACGGGUCCGGAAACCAAGAUGUCGGCAAUGCGGGCCAGAAUGCGGGAAACAGCGCGGCAAACAAGGGAACUGUUAGGGGCGACUACACGGUCGAGCAAGGAGUGCAGACAUGCGGUAAUGCACAGUUGAACUGCUGCAACAAGAUUGAGAAGCAGGGCGACACGAAGAAUGCUGGGUUGUUGGGGUCUGUGUUUGGGAGUGGGGAUAUCGGCUUGCAGUGCACUCCAAUUAACUUGCCAAUUGCUGCCCUCCAGGUACCUGUUAACAAAGCGUGUGAUGCCAAGGCUGCUUGUUGUCAGGGAGACACAACUCAGAACGGUCUGAUAAACCUUGGUUGUAUCGCUCUUGCAUCCCUCAUCUAG